Molecule: messenger RNA, 1472 nt
Organism: Mytilus trossulus (common blue mussel)
Lineage: Eukaryota; Metazoa; Mollusca; Bivalvia; Mytilida; Mytilidae
Product: glutamic acid-rich protein-like
Exons: 2
Coding region: 210-1472 (420 amino acids)
Source: RefSeq, a predicted model, not a curated record
GCAAGUGAACAAUAUCAGUUAAGUGUACAUAUAAGUUAUUUAAUUCCCAGAAUUAUUUCGCUCCUUCUAAUUAAAUUUUAUAUUAGAAGUGUUCAUUUUUUUUUUACUUAGAACUUACAGAAUCGGAGUUUAAUGAUCUAAAUUUUAGAAAAAAAUCAUUCAUAUGGUCGUAGCUGUCUUUGGAGGUUACAUCAGAUUAUAAAGUACACAUGUUUACCACUAUGAGAUAUUUAUGGAACCAAGAUCCUUUGAAUAUCUGGAUUGUAUUUGAUUAUAAAGGGUCAAUUCUACAGCUAGCCCACACACUCAUGGAAAAUGAUACAGUGCUUUCCUUCAUUGGGGUGUUGUCUGUGAUUACGUACCAAAAUUAUUACAACAAAAGAAAACAAGAAGAUAAAUUAAAAAGAAAACAAGAAGAUAAAUUAAAAAGAAUACAAGAAGAAGUGAUGACUUUGAAAAUAAAGCAAGAUAAAACAAUGGUUGAAUUGCAAAAAAAACAAGAGAAAACCUUAACUGAUUCGAUAAGAAAGCAAAAAGAAGAAUUACAAAGAAUACAAGAAGAAUCAAUGGCUGAAUUAAAAAUAACUCAAGAUAAGAAAAUGUCUGAAUCGACAAGAGAACAAAUGGAUGAAUGUAAAAGAAACCAAAUGAAAACGUUGGCUGCAAUGAAAAUAAAGCAAGAAGAGACUUUUGCUGACAUGAAAAUCAAGCAAGAAGAAACGUUGGCCGAAUUGACCAAAAAACAAAUGAACAAUUUAGCUAAAUGGAUAGAAAAUGAGACGAAAACAUGUACUGAUUUGAAAAGAAAACAGGCAGAUGAAUUUCAAAGUAAUCAAGAAGAAGUGCUGAUUGAAAUGAAAAAAAACCAAACAGAAACGUUGGCUGAUUUGAAAAUAAAACAAGAGGAAACGUUGACCGAAUUCACCAAGAAAGAACAAAACAAGGUAGAUAAAUGGAUAGAAAAUGAGACGACAAGAUACACGGAAUUAAAUAGAAAUCAGAUCGGAGAAUUUAGAAUGAAACAAGAAGAAGUGCUGGAUGAAUUAAAGAUGAAACAGGAUGGAUUGUUAGCUAAUUUAAAAAGAAAGCAAGAGGAGAUGUUGGCUGUUUCCACCAGAAAACAAAUUGCCCAACUUGAAUUGAUUUUAAAACAUCAGAAAACCUUUGCUGUAUUGAAAAAACGGCUAGAUGAAUUGGCUGAGAAAGAGAAGAACGACAUAUCUGAAUUAGUUGAAAUACAAAAGAACUGGCUGACUAAAUUAGAAAAUAAUCAACUAGAUGAAACAUUGGAAAGAAAACCAAUAUAUGAAUCAAAAACAACACAAACAGAUAAACGGAAAGGAAAACAAGUGAAAAUUGACCCUGAUUUGAAAAGAAAAGAAAAUGAUGAGUUGAUGAAAAAAACAGCGGAAGCCAUGACUCAGUUUAAGAGAAAUCAAGAAGAUGAAAAGAAAAGAGAGAAACAAGAUUAA